UCGAUUCCAUACACUUGAUUGCUGUCUUUUUAUCAGACGAAGCUUCCUUUUUUAAUUUGGAGCGAUUCCCUAAAUCAUCAUUGCCAGCCAUGGCAAGCCCAACUGGCUUCUCGAUAAAUGUCAACGAUCCCAGCUUGAUCUCCCUGGUCAAUAAGCUGCAGGAUGUCUUCGCUACUGUCGGAGUUCACAACCCCAUCGACCUGCCUCAAAUCGCCGUCGUCGGUUCGCAGUCUAGCGGAAAGAGUUCCGUCUUGGAGAAUAUCGUUGGCCGCGAUUUCCUGCCCCGUGGUUCCGGAAUUGUCACUCGCAGACCCCUCAUUCUGCAACUGAUCAACAAGCCCGCUGCCAACGCACAGACCAACAGUGUGAAGGAAGAAGAGUUGGAAGGCACGGAUAAGGAGGCAAACGUGGACGAGUACGGCGAGUUCCUGCACAUUCCCGGCCAAAAGUUCUACGACUUCAACAAGAUCCGCGAUGAAAUCGUGCGCGAAACCGAACAGAAAGUUGGCCGCAAUGCCGGCAUCUCGCCCGCCCCGAUCAACCUCCGCAUCUACUCGCCCAACGUUUUGACGCUGACGCUGGUUGACUUGCCCGGUUUGACCAAGGUGCCGGUGGGUGAUCAGCCCAAGGACAUCGAGAAGCAGAUUCGGGACAUGGUCAUGAAGUAUAUCAGCAAGCCCAAUGCUAUCAUCCUUGCUGUCACUUCCGCUAACCAGGAUUUGGCCAAUUCGGAUGGCUUGAAGCUGGCGCGCGAGGUGGAUCCCGAGGGUCAGCGCACCAUCGGUGUCUUGACCAAGGUGGAUCUGAUGGACGAGGGCACCGAUGUCGUGGAUAUUCUUGCGGGCAGGAUUAUCCCCUUGCGCCUGGGUUAUGUGCCGGUGGUCAACCGCGGUCAGCGCGAUAUUGAGAACAAGAAGCCCAUUGCGUAUGCGCUGGAGAACGAGAAGAACUUUUUCGAGAACCACAAGGCUUAUCGCAACAAGUCGUCAUACUGUGGAACGCCCUAUCUUGCCAGGAAGUUGAACUUGAUCCUCAUGAUGCACAUCAAGCAAACGCUUCCCGACAUCAAGGCCCGCAUCUCGUCCUCUCUCCAGAAAUACUCUUCCGAACUUUCGCAGCUUGGCGACUCGAUGCUCGGCAACAGCGCUAACAUCAUACUGAACAUUAUCACCGAGUUCAGCAAUGAGUACCGCACUGUGCUGGAGGGUAACAACACCGAACUUUCGAGUAUUGAGCUGUCCGGAGGUGCCCGUAUCAGCUUCGUGUUCCACGAGCUCUACUCGAACGGUGUCAAGGCAGUCGAUCCUUUUGAUCAGGUGAAGGACAUUGAUAUCCGUACUAUUCUCUACAACUCCUCCGGAUCGUCACCAGCUCUCUUCGUUGGCACGACCGCUUUCGAACUGAUUGUGAAGCAACAGAUCAAGCGACUGGAGGAUCCUAGCUUGAAGUGUAUUUCCCUGGUGUACGACGAACUCGUCCGCAUUCUUGGUCAGCUUUUGAACAAGCAGCUCUUCCGGAGGUAUCCUAUGCUAAAGGAGAAGUUCCAUGCCGUGGUCAUUGGAUUCUUUAAGAAGUGCAUGGAGCCGACUAACAAAUUGGUUCGGGAUCUUAUCGCUAUGGAGACGGUUUACAUUAAUACUGGCCACCCUGACUUCCUUAACGGACACCGCGCCAUGGCUAUUGUCAACGAACGUCAACUUGGAAGCAAGCCUACGCAAGUAGACCCCAAGACCGGCAAGCCUCUCCCUCCGCGGGCCAACAGCCCUUCGGUCGAGACCCCUACCGACACCGGCAGCUCUGGGUUCUUCGGCAGCUUCUGGGCCUCGAAGAACAAGAAGAAGAUGGCUGCUAUGGAGCCGCCACCGCCCACUCUGAAGGCCUCUGCCGCCCUGUCCGAGCGGGAGAGCAGUGAAGUUGAAGUUAUCAAGCUGCUCAUCACAUCUUACUUCAACAUUGUCAAGCGCACCAUGAUCGAUAUGGUUCCCAAGGCCAUCAUGUACACCCUCGUCCAAUUCACCAAGGAUGAGAUGCAGCGCGAGCUCCUGGAGAUGAUGUACCGCAACAACGAGUUGGAUGAACUCCUCAAGGAGAGCGACUACACCAUCCGCCGGCGGAAAGAGUGCCAGCAAAUGGUGGAGAGCCUAUCCCGCGCUAGCGAGAUUGUCAGCCAGGUCCAGUGAGUCCCAGAGUUGGAUGGUUGAUUUCACAUUCAUACACCCGGUUGCUUUCUGUUGUCCUGGUAGCCAGCCUUUUUGGAGGGGCUCAGUCUCUUGCGGGGAGUUGAUGAUGCCUUACGUUUAUAUUUUCUUCUGAUGCAAGAAUUCCACGGCCGCAUGGUGGAUGAACGGUUGCCAAGAUUUGACGAAUUUGUAUCGCCUAAUGACUGCGGAUGAUUGCGGCUUGUUUAGAAUUGAGACUAUUUUGCAGAUUAGCAGUUGCAAUGUACAGUAACUCAAGAGGAGAACCCGUACUGUUCAGGCUUGAUGUUUAGAAGCAUGCUCGCUCAGGAUGGGUAGCAGCUCUACCUACAAUGGUCACAGGCUGAAGCUUAUUAGUGGAUGAUUAUAGUAGUACUUCUACGACUGCCUUGACAU
Molecule: messenger RNA, 2594 nt
Organism: Aspergillus aculeatus ATCC 16872
Lineage: Eukaryota; Fungi; Ascomycota; Eurotiomycetes; Eurotiales; Aspergillaceae
Product: dynamin-like GTPase vpsA
Exons: 8
Coding region: 90-2180 (696 amino acids)
Biological process (GO): peroxisome organization
Cellular component (GO): microtubule; membrane; cytoplasm
Molecular function (GO): GTP binding; microtubule binding; GTPase activity
Source: RefSeq, a predicted model, not a curated record